AUGGUAGCAGACCUCCUGGAGCUGGCAGCUAGAUGGGACCUUGAGGUAACUUGUCCAGGAGUGGUGCUGAAAGACAAGGAGGACAUAUAUCUAAGUAUCUGUGUGUUUGGCCAAUACAAGAAGACACAAUGUGUUCCAGCCACUUUCCCCCUGGUCUUCAAUGCCAGAAUGGUGUUUGAAAAGGUGUUCCCAGAAGCAGUAGACCCUGGAGAUGUGGUUGCACAGCUUGAGUAUGAUACAGCAGUGUUCGAGUUGAUACAGCUAGUUCCACCAGUUGGAGAAACACUGUCAACCUAUGAUGAAAACACACGAGAUUUCAUGUUCCCGGGUCCAAACCAAAUUUCUGGACACCAUGAUUCAAACCGCCAGGUUACUAUGAGGAGGAUUUCUGGACUAAGAGGAAUUGCUCCAAAGCUGGAAUUUUCUACAACUUCAGUGAUCACGGAAUGUCUGAUAAGCUCAAGGAAGUGCCGAAAUCAGGAUAAAUUUACUUACCAUUCAGCUCCAGUUGAAAAACCCCACGGCAGACUGCAAUGCAGAACAUCAAGAUCACAGAAGAAAAAGUCCAAGUCCCCUGAGAGGAGUAAAUACUGCGUCAACAACAAGAACUACGAACAGCCAACGAUAUCUUCAAAGUCGCACUCUCCUUCUCCCUACACAAAGAGGCGAAUGUGUGAGCUCUCGGAAGACACCAGGCGUCGCCUGGCCCAUUUAAACCUGGGACCCUAUGAAUUCAAAAAGGAAACAGACAAGCCUCCAUUUGUGAUUAGACAUGUCGAUCCCCCAAGUCCCAGGGCUGAUGCUUUCUUUGGAUCACCUGGCAGAGACUGUGAAAGAGAUGGAUGGGUCAGGAUGCACAGUGAUCAUCCUCACUUUGGCUGCUGCAGAUCCAAGGAUUAUAAGGUUAUCAGGACACCACAUGGGAGAGAAUUUGAGGAUCCCUUCGACAGGUGUGAAGAAUGUCUGAGCCCAAGGACAUGCAACAAGCCCCAGCAUUCUGCAAGGACCUUACUCGUCCACUCAGCACCCACAGCAGUGCCAAAGCAUUGUCCAAGCCCUGUGCUAAAUAGAGCCUCUCUCAGGGAAAGAUUCCACUCUGACUGGUGUUCACCAUCAAACUGUGAUGAGAUCCAUGACCGGGUAAAAGAUGUCUUGAAAUCACAUCAGGCUCAUGCAAGACACAUAUGUGAUGAGAGAGACCCAGAAAAAGAUGAGGAGCUGGAACUGAAAAGAGGCCUGUUAUUCAGAGACUCUGCCUACGACAGUGACCCUGAGUAUAGCUGUCAGCGGCCACGUGGCUCUGUCCAUUUGGAUGAUGGUGAAUACUGGUCCAACAGAUCAGGCUCUUUUAAGGGGAAAUCUCACCGACCCGUCUUUGAAAACAGCAUGGACAAGAUGUACAGGAACUUAUACAAAAAGGCCUGUAGCUCCGUUUCUCAUACACAGGAAAGCUUCUAA
This is a messenger RNA of Cricetulus griseus (Chinese hamster), 1458 nucleotides long. Lineage: Eukaryota; Metazoa; Chordata; Mammalia; Rodentia; Cricetidae. The record is from RefSeq and is a predicted model, not a curated record.